Anarrhichthys ocellatus (wolf-eel) is the source of this 2183-nucleotide messenger RNA. RefSeq names its product regulation of nuclear pre-mRNA domain-containing protein 1A. The record is from RefSeq and is a predicted model, not a curated record. Bases 313 to 1197 code for a protein of 294 amino acids. Gene Ontology annotation, molecular function: RNA polymerase II complex binding. The transcript is spliced from 7 exons. Lineage: Eukaryota; Metazoa; Chordata; Actinopteri; Perciformes; Anarhichadidae. Gene Ontology annotation, biological process: mRNA 3'-end processing.
AUUAUCAUCAUUACAUCUGUAAAUUCCAUCGGACUUGAACGCAGCGUGCGGAAGCAGCUCCUGCAGGCUGCGUUCAAGUGCUGUGGUUUGUCCCUAGCUAAACCCGAAAGGCAGCUUCACCUCAACUCUAACUAGUUAGCAUUAACAAACCAGUCUUUGCUUAGGGGAGGCAGCGUUUUACAUUUAAUUUGGAUGGGGCUAAAAUGCAUGUGACGUUAGUGACUGGCUAACUGGCUGUAGAUAACACAUCUGGGAGAAACAGUAAAGCCGUAAAACCUCUCCCAGUGUCGUAGAUCUAAUCUACUCGUCAAGAUGUCAGCUUUCUCUGAGGCGGCUCUAGAAAAGAAACUGUCCGAGCUCAGCAACUCGCAGCAAAGUGUGCAGACGUUGUCGUUGUGGCUCAUUCAUCACAGAAAACACUCGAGGACCAUUGUCGGUGUUUGGAUCAACGAACUGAAGAAAGCUCAGGUGUCACGCAAGCUGACCUUCGUUUACUUGGCCAAUGACGUCAUUCAGAACAGCAAGAAGAAAGGACCGGAGUUCACACAGGACUUUGCACCGGUCAUCGUCGAUGCGUUCAAACAUGUGUACAGAGAUGGCGAGGAGGGCUAUAAGAAGCAGCUAGGUCGGGUUUUGUCUAUCUGGCAGGAGAGAGCUGUGUACGAGAGCAACCUGCUGGAUCAGCUCUCGCAAGUCCUUUAUGGAGAAAAGAAGGCGAAGAAGAGGGCGUAUGAGGAGAUCCGACCAGACGAUGAGGACUUUGCUUCCCAGAGUUCCCCAGCUGAGCCCCCACAGACAGCGGAGUUAAUCCGAGCUCUUCAGGAGCUGGAAAAUGCCGCCUCUGGCGACUCAGUGCUGCGUCAGCGCAUCUCAUCCCUUCCUGCUGAGGUGCAAGACACCUCGCUACUUCACAGGAUCACAGAUAAGGAGUCGGGGGAGCGUCUCUCCCGGCUGGUGGAGGAGGCCUGCAUGGUGCUAGCGGACUACAGCGGUCGCCUGGCGGCAGAGAUCGAUGAUCGGAGGCAACUCACACGCACACUUACGGUCUUCCUGCAAAGCCAGAAGGACGGGCUGACCCAGAACGAGCAGAAACUAGAAGAAUACAAACGCAAACUGGCGAGGGUGACCCAGGUCCGAAAGGAGCUGCGUGCGCGUCUGAACAAUCUUCCAGGAGGACUCUACAACUCUUCCAAAUGACUAAAGUUUCACCUCCUGACCGGAUAACCUGACCCUCCUGCUUCUGCAACAUCUCAACCUGUCUCUUAGACAUUUGAUCAGUGACUUUGCCAUAUUCUUGGUUUUGGGAAGUGUCUGUGUGGUGACCUGUCGUUCUCAUUCUGUCUUUAACAUAUUAUUUAUCCACAUGGCUUUCAUGAACAGAGUGUCUUCUUUUUCUGUCUGUGAGUUCAUAUCUUUGUGCUGUAUGUUAUCAGUACAUUGAAAAUUAAGAUUCGUACUCGUCAGACAACAAGCCCCUCUUGGUUUGGUCCCUUUAAAGUGGCAUCGGUGAUGCUGGUGUGAUAUUUUUGUAUUCAUAGUGACUUAAGAUAAUGCACCAGAGAAUACCCCCCCUAGUGUGAUCAUUUAUAAUAUUUUCAGUGUUUUGGAUUGUUUUCGCAAGUUUAUUUUACUAGUCUAUAUCUGUAAAUUAAUCUGUCUAACUCUUGGCUGUAUAUCGUUGUUUUUAUGCAGUGUGAUAAUGGCCUCUGAAGAGAAUGUACAAUUUAAGAAACCAUAUUCUGAAGCUGAGCUGUAAGCCAUGUCCCUGAAAGCAAACCAAAAUGUGUAAUCAUCAUUUACGUAAAGCCUCUUUCUGCGAGGGGUUUGUAAGUUAUGGUUCUAUGUACAUAUUGAAAUUUGCAUGUAAAUAUGAUGGGAGUUAUACCUGUAAAUGAUUUGUAUCAUUGUCGACGAGGCGUGUGGUGAAAUGGUCAUUCAGACAAAUUACUGAGCUAUCUCUCUGUAGUCUAAAGCUGCUCAGACCUCCACUGUACUGACAUAAUGACCGAAGGAGCCGGUUGUCUUGUUUACUGUAUCACACACUGCUUCAUAGAUUUAUCCUUAACUCUACUGAAUGCUGUGCAGACGCCUCACACAGCUUGAUAGGUGCCCCUCGUUUCCAAAGCCAGACUUAAGCUGUUGUUUUUGUACAUUUAAAAGCAAAUUCUUCUUAGAACCAAAUA